GAGUUGACAAGCAAAGCAGCGACUCACUCGCACUCUGGAGCUUACAGCACUGAGCCUCUCGUCUUUCCUUUCUCCUCGCUCUCACUGCCCCGCUUUGCUUCACCACUGAAGGAGUUUUGCACAUCUCCUGUCCUGGAGUUGGAAGAACCACAGCUUUACUUAAGACUUGUGAAGGGAAAGCAGAAUAAAGACGAAGGAUGGAGGAAAAGAAAGCACAGAAAAGGAGAAAGUGUUAAAAGAGACAGGAUUUGUGUAAAGAAGCAGGGACAGACAGUUGGAAAAAAUAGACAAGAAAAAGUGUGCAAAAACCGAAAAGUAGCAGGAAGUGAAAACAAGUAGCAAGUGGAACACCUGAAGAGUAAGGUUGAUAAGAGAGACUAAGGAUCACUGGAAGUGUAACAGCCGUGGCGGCCCACAUGCCCAUCGAUUUCGUUUGCAAAAUCAAGUUUGCUGAGGGAGAUGAGGCCAAAGCGGCCCCACCGAAAGGAGGUGGUGGCAGCCCGAUAGACAAAGGAGCAGGCAUGGCUGACCUAGCUGCUUUUGCCAGCUCCUCAUCGCUGCAUGGCCUGGCUCAGGUGUUGGGGUCGUCAGGAUCAGGCCGGGCAAGCAUGAGGCGGACAGUGUGGGCCCUGGCCCUGCUGGCGUCACUCAUGCUCUUCCUGUACCAAGCGUCCCGGAGCACAGGUACCUACCUGGAACACCCACAUGUGGCCGCACUGAGUGAGGAGAGCAGGCGUGAGCUCACCUUCCCUGCCAUUACGCUGUGCAACGUCAACCGCUUCCGCUUCUCUGCGCUCACCGAUGCCGACAUCUACCACCUGGCCAACCUGACCGGGCUGCCACCAAAAAGCCGCGGCGGGCACCGUCCAGGUGAGCUGCAUUAUCCGCCUCCUGACAUGCUGGACAUCUUCCAGCGCACUGGUCACCAGCUUGAUGAAAUGUUGAAGAGCUGCAACUUUAGCGGACAGAACUGCUCCGUGCAGGACUUCAGUGUGGUGUACACACGCUAUGGGAAAUGCUACACCUUCAACGGGAAUAAGACCUCACCAAAGCGGACUCGGCAGGGGGGUAUGGGGAAUGGCUUAGAGCUGAUGCUGGAUAUACAACAAGACGAAUACCUCCCCAUUUGGAGAGAAACCAAUGAGACCACUCUUGAGGCUGGGAUUCGUGUUCAGAUUCAUAGUCAGGACGAGCCUCCCUAUAUCCACGAGCUGGGAUUUGGAGUCUCACCAGGAUUCCAAACCUUCGUGUCCUGCCAGGAACAGAGGCUGUCGUACCUGCCUCAGCCAUGGGGAAACUGCCGUGCGUCGACAGAGCCAGUGAUCCCUGGAUACGACACGUACAGCGUGAGUGCCUGCAGACUGCACUGCGAAAGCGUCCAGGUGCAGAGAGAGUGCAACUGUCGGAUGAUACACAUGCCAGGAAAGGCGGAUAUCUGUACACCUGCAAAAGUGAAAUGUGCCGACAGAGCACUCGCUUUGCUGGAGAUAAGCGCAGGAGACUCGUGUGUGUGUGAGACACCGUGUAACGUUACACGCUACGGAAAAGAGCUCUCGAUGGUUAAAAUUCCCAGCAAAGGGUCGGCACGCUUCCUCUCUCGCAAGUACCACAAAACAGAGGAGUAUAUCAGGGACAACUUCCUCGUCCUGGAUGUUUACUUUGAAGCGCUGAACUACGAAACGAUCGAGCAGAAGAAAGCAUACGACAUAGCUGGACUGUUAGGGGACAUUGGAGGCCAGAUGGGACUUUUCAUUGGAGCCAGUGUUCUCACAAUAUUAGAGAUACUCGAUUACAUCUACGAGGUAAUCAAAUACAGGAUCAAAAGACUCCUGAGACCACAGAAGCACAAGAACCAGCAGAGCCAGAGGAGCCAGACGCAGAGAACAAAGAACCUCCAUGACCUGAAUCUUAGAGCCCAGCUAACACCGAGCACCAUUGCAACAGUCAGACUAGAGGAAUUUAAGCCCAAAGAGGCUAAUGAUGGGACGAGAGGUCAACCCCAUAGUGUAUUUCCAGCUUCAGUGUUACCAAACCAUCACACACAAGCCACUGGACAGCAGGACUUUGCUUGCUAAGAGAUGAUUUCUCUGUAGUUUUCAUUACUGUCUACAAUAAUUUCUCAUUAGACUUUUGGCCCUUGGUUGGAACCACACACUGGAAUUAAAUAUUUCUGUUUAUCACCUGUAAAAGCUGCAGCCAAAGUCAAACCCACAGGGAGCUCACAGUGAAUGCCCCUUUUCAGCCAGUGUAAAGGUAUGUGGCUAGGUGGGGGGGUCAAACUGGCUCAAACCUGCUCCGUUACAUCAGCACGUGGUUGCAUUGGCAUCGUCCUGCAGAAGCACCGGUGGAACAAGGCCAAUUUGAUUCACACAUGCUCUUAUACUGCAUGUAAAUUAUGUUCUUCAGUAGAUUCAUAGCAUUUUUAAGGAGGUUCUAUUUUAUUUAUUUAUUUAUUCGCAUUUGGAUUAAUCCUCUUACUCGAGAAAAACAAGCACAAUACGUUUUUAAUAAGAAGGGUGAAAUUCCC
Tachysurus vachellii is the source of this 2527-nucleotide messenger RNA. RefSeq names its product acid-sensing (proton-gated) ion channel family member 4b (gene asic4b). The transcript is spliced from 10 exons. The record is from RefSeq and is a predicted model, not a curated record. The coding region runs from base 417 to 2075 and encodes 552 amino acids. Gene Ontology annotation, biological process: sodium ion transmembrane transport. Gene Ontology annotation, cellular component: membrane. Gene Ontology annotation, molecular function: ligand-gated sodium channel activity. NCBI's taxonomy places the organism in Eukaryota, Metazoa, Chordata, Actinopteri, Siluriformes, Bagridae.